AUGAAGCCGAUGAUUCUGAAAGUUGGUGUUGCUCUUUUCUUAUCAGCAACUGGUUUGAUCCUGGCCAGGCUCGAGUCUCGGAAAGAAGAUAAUGAAGUAACUUCUAAUGCAAGCAAUGGAGAGUCUUCUUCAUCACCUAGUAGAAGAAACGAUGGAGAAGAAGAAACAGAGAACCAAGUUCAUCAGAAGGAAGAGAUUCUCAGAUUAAAAUCCAGAUUCGAGGAGCUUCAGAGGAAAGAAUACGAGAUGGAGCUGCGUUUCGAACGGUAUUGUAAUUAA
Messenger RNA from Microthlaspi erraticum, 279 nucleotides. NCBI's taxonomy places the organism in Eukaryota, Viridiplantae, Streptophyta, Magnoliopsida, Brassicales, Brassicaceae. The record is from the annotation of a GenBank genome assembly.